This is a messenger RNA of Pteronotus mesoamericanus, 819 nucleotides long. RefSeq names its product C1q and TNF related 8 (gene C1QTNF8). The transcript is spliced from 3 exons. Lineage: Eukaryota; Metazoa; Chordata; Mammalia; Chiroptera; Mormoopidae. Gene Ontology annotation, molecular function: protein binding. The record is from RefSeq and is a predicted model, not a curated record. Bases 1 to 819 code for a protein of 272 amino acids.
AUGUCCGUCAGGGGUGGGCGCUUAGAACCUGAGAAGGGCAUGCCGGGCCUCUGUCUGGCUUUGGCCCCGACGGCAGCACCUGCCAUUCUGCUCCUCCUGGCGCUGCCGGCCUGGCCCAGCCUGGGGCUGCCCCCACAGCUGUGCGUGCCCUGCUGCCGCCCUGCCUGGCCGCCGGCUGCCCCCGGCUCAUACACCCCUGAGAGUGACAGGGAGACAUGGAUGCCGCUGCCCCACGUGCGGCCCACUGUCGACAUCUCAAUCCUCAAAGGUGAGAAGGGUGAGACAGGAGUCAGAGGUCGCUCUGGCAGGAGCGGGAAGGAGGGCCCACCAGGAUCCCGGGGCCUCCGAGGCCACAAGGGCCAGAAAGGGCAGGGGGGGCCGCCCGGCACCCCGUGCCAGCGUACCUAUGCGGCCUUCUCAGUGGGCCGGCGAGAGGGGCUGCACAGCACUGACGCCUUCCAGGCUGUGUCCUUUGACACUGAGCUGGUGAACCUGAAUGAUGCCUUUGACCUGGUGUCCGGCCACUUCCUCUGCACUGUGCCUGGUGUGUACUUCCUGAGCCUCACCGUGCACACGUGGAAUUACAAGGAGACCUACCUGCACAUCAUGUGCAACCAGCAGGCCACAGCCGUGCUGUACGCACAGCCCAGCGAGCGCAGCAUCAUGCAGACCCAGAGCCUGCUGUUGCCACUAGCCUCAGGCGACACUGUCUGGGUGCGCAUGUUCCAGCGUGACCGAGACAACGCCAUCUACAGUGAGCGUGGGGACCUCUACAUCACCUUCAGCGGCCACCUGGUCAAGCCUGCCACUGAACUUUAG